CGAAGCUCGAGGAUUUCCGAAUGGAAAAGGUCGUUCUCUCUUAAAAAUGGCUGCGGCAGUGAGAAACGCGAGAUUUUUAACAAACAUUAGCCGUUUAAUGAUACAAAGUACAGUAUGUAAAGCCAGUGCAGUAUCCGUGGUCCACAACAGACACUCUUCCAGUGUAAACAGAUGCCCUAAUUUAACAAAACAGCUGUGUCAAGUACAGCCUCUGCAAAUUCAGAAAAGGUAUGCUGGAGGAAAGGCCUUGUACACAAUGGAAGAAGUGGAAAAGAGGAUAAUGAUUACAUUACAGUUAUUUGAUAAAAUUAAUCCAGAAAAGCUGGCCAUGGAUUCACAUUUUAUGAAGGAUCUGGGAUUAGACAGUCUUGACCAAGUAGAAAUAAUCAUGGCUAUUGAGGAUGAAUUUGGUCUUGAAAUUCCUGAUGAUGAUGGAGAACGGUUAAUGACUCCAGCUUUGAUUAAAGGCUAUAUUUGUGAUAAAGAAGACGUGUUUGAAUGAGCAAGAAAGAAUGAGUACAGGUAUAGUAGUACAAAGGAAUUUUACAUGUAUAUGUGAUACGAAAGUACAACUGUACAUGAUUACCAGAAUGGAAUAAUUCUUCUUGACAGGGCAAUGUAACUGUUGUGUUAUAAAUAGCACAUAGCUGUUACAUUAAAAAAAUUCAUCAUGCAUCAUUGACAUAUCUUGUUCCAUCAGGAAUUGUAGAUUCCUUGUAUUGCUUGAGUACUUAAUGUAGCAGAAAUGCUGUUCAACAUGAGAAUGCUAGAUCAUAGUCACAGGUUUUACAUGUAUAUCCAUAAGGACUUCAUUCUGGAUUGAUAAAUUAACAAACAAACAAAAACAAAACAGACUUUCAAUUUUAUGAAGGAAGUUUCUAACGAAUUAUCAUGAAUAUUAAUGACUUGUACAUUUAGUCAGGAAUUACAGAAAUUUGAGACCCAAUUUUAAAUGUACACUCUGUUUAUUUCAGAAUACCCUCUUUGUUUAUGAAGAACAACUGGGCAGGAAAAGUAAAUAUCAGGAUUUGUGUUUUAAAGACUUUGAAUUUAUGAAAGAAUGAAAUUUGACUUGUAGAUGUUUGAUAUUACAUGUGUACCAAGAA
Ostrea edulis (European flat oyster) is the source of this 1106-nucleotide messenger RNA. RefSeq names its product acyl carrier protein, mitochondrial-like. Lineage: Eukaryota; Metazoa; Mollusca; Bivalvia; Ostreida; Ostreidae. Bases 47 to 502 code for a protein of 151 amino acids. The transcript is spliced from 4 exons. The record is from RefSeq and is a predicted model, not a curated record. Gene Ontology annotation, molecular function: acyl carrier activity; acyl binding. Gene Ontology annotation, cellular component: mitochondrion. Gene Ontology annotation, biological process: fatty acid biosynthetic process.